CAAUGUACCUAUAUCACGCAGUGACAGAUGCGCGCCGUUUACCGACGGUUAGUUGUUGUCGUGCCAUGUCGUUGUUAUUAUUGUUGUUGUACAAGUCGCGUCGGUCGCCGACGCGACGCUACGCUAAGGAUGCCGCGUUGUUUACCGUUUGUCUGAUGUUCACUUUUCUCCAAUGCCAGACAACGAAUGCGGCCAUUCCGUUGGACGAGGAAAAAUCAAAAGAAUAUAUAAUCAGCCAAUUGGCCGACAUAAUUGAAGACCAACGUAAUAGAAUACUGGAAGACCAAAAUCGACAUAAUUAUCCGCAAGUUGAUGAAAAUCGAAAUAUCCCCAGAAUAAGAGUGACCGAUAAAGAACCGGAGUUCACGUAUGACUCGGGCGCUUUGGUCGAGCCUGAAGUGAAUACAGGCGACAAAGAAGUGCCGUUUGCCGUUAUGCCCUAUAACCCGCGUUAUUAUAAACCAGAAUAUUACAAUCGUUUGGCUGUACUUUCGCCAAAUGAUAAGUACUAUGAAAACGCUGGUAAAAUUCAUUCAGUCCACACAUCAAAAAGCAAAGAAGUUCAUGAUUUUAUAGCUGAAACUGAAGAAUACAAGUCAAAAUAUACAACAGAAAAUACAAGUAGUGUUCAAACAACGUUGGAUAUCACACAUUCAGCUUUAUCUUAUACGCCAUUUAUUACAUCUAUUUAUUCAAAAUUUAGUCAAAACGAUUAUUAUUUCUUUGCAAAAGCUGCUGGAGUUGGUUUAGCUGUUUUGGUAGUUAUGGUCAUGUCAUUAAUUGCCUGCUACAAGAUGCAAAAAAAUAAAAAAUUGGCUGCGGAUAUAGAUUAUCCAGCGUACGGUAUUACAGGGCCCAAUAAAGACUUUUCUCCUACGGGCGAUCGUCGGUUAGCACAGUCUGCCCAAAUGUAUCAUUAUCAACACCAAAAACAACAGAUUAUAGCAAUGGAAUCAAAUUUUCACUUUGUGGAGACAUGGUGUAUGCUAUGCACUUAUGGAAACAAUGCUGUAAAAGACGCCCGGAGUGGUUCUAUCACAGACCCUGAUAGUGAUGAUGAUAACGAGGAAGGCGACUAUACGGUUUAUGAGUGUCCUGGAUUAGCACCUGCGGGGGAAAUGGAAGUUAAAAAUCCACUGUUUCACGAUGACAACACACCUGUCUCGUCUACAAAUAACAGCAAGGAAGACGUACGAGAAAACGGUGCUGUAACAACAGUUCCGGUCCCUUAAUUGUGGUUUGAGAAUAUAGUUAGCAAGUUUAACGAAUCAGAUUUCAUUUGUAUCGAGGGUUAAUGUAUUAUUCCCUUUAGAAAAAUAAGUUUUGUUUUUUAGUUUUGUUAUUUUUACCAAUAUUUAUAAAAUGUAUAAAAUAAAAUGUACCAGAAAUAAUAUAUA
This is a messenger RNA of Daktulosphaira vitifoliae (grape phylloxera), 1397 nucleotides long. RefSeq lists its product as uncharacterized. The record is from RefSeq and is a predicted model, not a curated record. Gene Ontology annotation, cellular component: membrane. The coding region runs from base 3 to 1232 and encodes 409 amino acids. The transcript is spliced from 8 exons. Lineage: Eukaryota; Metazoa; Arthropoda; Insecta; Hemiptera; Phylloxeridae.